Messenger RNA from Camelina sativa (false flax), 2171 nucleotides. Its product is annotated as zinc finger CCCH domain-containing protein 6. NCBI's taxonomy places the organism in Eukaryota, Viridiplantae, Streptophyta, Magnoliopsida, Brassicales, Brassicaceae. The record is from RefSeq and is a predicted model, not a curated record. Gene Ontology annotation, molecular function: metal ion binding.
AAAAUCUGGAGGACAGAUAAAAUGACGAUGGUGACCAGAAGAAGAAGAAGCCAGAGGAUCUAGGGCUUCACAAUCUGCUUCCAUCUCUUUCUUCUCCCUCUAUUUUGCCAUCUCGACGGAUUUAGCAUGCAGCUUCAUAAAUUCGUCAUCUUUUCUUCUUAAUUUCCCUCUCACAUCCUCGAUUUGUCAAAAGUUUUCCUGAGAAAUUAGGGUUUCUCGAUAGCUUUGGAUGAGAGAAUGAUGAUGAUGAUGAUGAUUGUUUCAAUCUAAAGAGUUGAAUAAAUUUAUUGGGGAUUUUUAAAAAGGGGCAAAUUUGGACCUUGCUCCUGGGCUAAAAAGAAUAUAUAUUUUUAGAUUGAAAAAGAAGUGAACUAUGAGGGCAUUGCACAAAAGGGUAUCCUGGCCUCCAGAUUUUAAACUUUGUCAGGGGGCUAAUCCUCAGAUACACAUCCAGUUUCAUCAUGGGAUGGUCAGCCUUAAACAUCUUUACUCAUGACUUCAAUGUAGUCAAGUAGUUCAGUGAUGGGGUUUCCAAGAGAAUGAACCAAGAAAAAUCUUCAACAAAGUAUUCGGCAUGGUGAAACGUUAUCCACUUAACAGAGAUUCAAAUGCUGUCAUUUGCAACGUGUUUGCUGAUGGAAAAUACUUUGGUAAGAUAGCUAGGGGAUGGAUUCGUUGUCCAGCGGAGGAGGAAGAGGAUGUUACAGAGAGGAAUAUCACCGUUUUCCAAGUUAUUUCAUGUACGGCUGUUCAUAUCAGAGGAUUCACCUUCACAAGUUGGAUCAGAGUCUCAAGAUCACCUGCAAGCGAAGUCAUCUUUAGCUUCACAUCCGGGUGAUGAUAAUCUACCACCUGGUUUUGGUGGACCUCUUUCUGCCAAUGAGCCACAGAUUAGGUUAUCAGACAUAGCAGUAAUAAAGUGGAAAUGCUCUGUCCGGAUUUUGCUAGAUGAGGAAUGGAGAGUGAUUGCAGGGGACGAAAGCAAAGAAGUGGAAGCACAAAAUCAGAGGGAAUUGAGAGUUCUUGAAGCAUUCUAUCCUGGCGCAUCAUCUAUUCCUCUAAACCCUUCGGUGCCAGCCGAUGUUGAGAACUCACAUUAUGAUGAUCAGCAAACCAUUGUCAUACCAAUUCUACCUGUAGAAGAUGAUGACAUAGCGAUGGAUUCAGCAUCUGAUCUCCCAACCCAAUCUGGCACGAGUGUGGGAACAGCGCCAUCAAUACCCAAUCAGAACACAUCAACUUCUUCAAUCCUCCCUUCAGGGUCAGAUAUAAUGGCUGCAUUAUCUGCAAUCUCAAACAGCAAAGAACAAGGCAGCAGCAUGAUUGACCAAGAUUUGCUUAUUAAGAUCCUAAGCAACCCUAAGCUGGUCGAGAAUCUUGUUGCAAAUAGUGGCAGUGCAGGUUCAAUCUCCUCCAACGCAAGUGGCCUCUACCCAUCUUCAACCCAUGAAGCCAAUGGAGCAGUUACCACAACACCUGCCUCCAAUGGACACUUUUACCCUCAGCCAGUGGUAACACAAUGUCCUCCCAUGGUGUAUCCUCCUCCAGCUCCGUCAGACCAGCAUAAUUAUGGAGCACCACCAGCAAGAGAUGCUAGUUAUUACAAGAACCUGAUUCAGCAACAUGGCGGGGAAAGACAAGAGACGCCACCAGUUCAACCACAUCUCGGUUUUCGUUACAACCUCCCACCUGGAGGACCUAACCAAGAGAUGAUAAAUAGCAAUAAUAAUAACCAGAGGCCAAGGGAUUCAAAACCCAAGAUAAUGAAGCCUUGCAUGUACUUCAACAGCACGAGGGGUUGUCGCCAUGGAUCCAAUUGUUUAUACCAGCACGAUGCUACACCGUACCAGCCAAGGAAUCUAAACAAUGGUAAUAUCAACACUUCUGAGAUGCAGAGUGCUAAAAGAAUGAGAUUUGACAGAGACUGAUGCAGAAUUAGCAUACCACACAUGCUUUUUGCCUCUUGGUGUGAUGUUGUUAGCAGCAGAGCAGAUUUUCUCUUUUCUCUUGCCUGGCUUUGUUGCUUUAUAUAAGUUUUAUAUACUUUGGAAAUCAUUUCUUAGUUUUAUGCUACAAAUGUAGAAUUAAUCAGCGAGUAUCAUUUUGCUCACCAUCACAGUAGUAAUUAUACUAUCCCUAGUUUUUUCUUGAGAUGAUUUUCGACUCAUUUA